This is a messenger RNA of Laccaria bicolor S238N-H82, 603 nucleotides long. RefSeq lists its product as uncharacterized. NCBI's taxonomy places the organism in Eukaryota, Fungi, Basidiomycota, Agaricomycetes, Agaricales, Hydnangiaceae. The transcript has 5 exons. The record is from RefSeq and is a predicted model, not a curated record. The coding region runs from base 1 to 603 and encodes 200 amino acids.
AUGGCAGAGGAACACUCUCGAUGGGACUCGGAGCGCCAGGCGUGGGAGGAGGUGCGUCUUGGGGAGAGGAAGGAGGCGUUAGAGGAACGCCGAAGGGCCAGGGAGAAGGAGAAGGAGGAGGAGGAGAAACGGAGGGCGGGGAUACAUUGGUUGAAGCUUGAAAGGGCGCCGCAUUGCACGAAAUAUGGAACUAGGGAGUAUCGUGCCAAGUUGGGCCCUGUUAAUUCGGGCUAUAAUCAGCUCAAAGCGUGUCACGAGAUGGAGAUUGAGAUUCAUGGGCGGAUGAUGAAGCCGAGCCGAUGUGACAAUAUGGGUAUGUUCAAUGGGAUGUGGGGAAUUUGGAUGGUUGAUUUCGACGAAGGCGCCUGUCGUACUUAUUGGGGUGACUACAAGGAUAAGGGAUGCACGGCGCCAGGAUCGGGACUCCGCCACAUCGAGGCCAAUCUAAAAAACCACGAUGCCGCCGACGAAUGGACUGCCAUGUGCACCACAACACCCUAUGAUUUCAAUGGAUUGCAUUUUGACGGUGCAAUGUCUUGCGCUAAUUGGGGAAAAUACGGCAUAUUCGGAUUUUGGGAUGUCGAAGACAAGAACUGCGCGUGA